Meriones unguiculatus (Mongolian gerbil) is the source of this 928-nucleotide messenger RNA. It is a transcript of the gene Slpi, whose product is annotated as secretory leukocyte peptidase inhibitor. Bases 247 to 681 code for a protein of 144 amino acids. The record is from RefSeq and is a predicted model, not a curated record. The transcript is spliced from 4 exons. Lineage: Eukaryota; Metazoa; Chordata; Mammalia; Rodentia; Muridae. Gene Ontology annotation, molecular function: peptidase inhibitor activity. Gene Ontology annotation, biological process: antibacterial humoral response; innate immune response. Gene Ontology annotation, cellular component: extracellular region.
GGACUUCAGAAUGUUCAGGGCUCAGGUGGUCACCUGGAAUUUACAAACCAUCUCCUUCCAUUUUCAGCUCUCUGGUAGUUACUCCGCUGGCCUCAUGGUCCUGCCUGAAACAGAGAUUCUACCACAUACCUUUGUAGUAUCAAGACUUCUGUGCUGUGGCUAAGCUUCCUGCCUAGGCAAUAGCAGCUGGGAGGGGCCAAGCACAUUCCACUGGGGCCACACCUACUAGUAAAGAUAUAAACAGUGAUGCUUGGGACUGGUCAUCAGAGCCGCUCUGCCUUCACUAUGAAGUUCAGCGGCUUCUUCCCUUUUGUGGUGCUCCUUGCUCUGGGAAUCUUGGCAUUCCGGUCUGUGGAAGGAGGUAAGAAUGGUGCUAUUAAAAUCGGAGCCUGCCCUUCUAGAAAGCCUGCCCAGUGCCUUAGGCGCGAGAAACCACAGUGUAGUACUGACUGGGAAUGCCCAGGGAAAAAGAGGUGCUGCCAAGAUAGGUGUGGUAUCAAAUGCCUUGAUCCUGUUCCCAUCCGCAGACCAGUGGCAAAGAAGCCUGGGAAGUGCCACAAGUUUAAAGGAAAAUGUCUGAUGCUUAAUCCUCCCAAUAAGUGUGAGAGGGAUGGCCAGUGUGAGGGCAACUAUAAGUGCUGUCCUGGCAUGUGUGGGAAAAUCUGCCUUCCUCCAGAGUAAGCCUGGUUCCUGACAUUUGGAGACAGCUCUGGACUCACUCUGUGCAGUCUGGAAACUACUUUGCUCCCUAGCUCCUCGGCUCCCUGGUUCCUGGGCUCUUAGGUUCCCAGGCUCCUAGGCUUGGAUCCUGUGGAGACGGUUUACUUACGCUACCAACAUCUCCUUUUGGCACAUGCACAGCAUUCAGGAGGCCUUAAGGAAAUGCUGCUGGAGAGCAUAUAAAUAAACACAUUUAUUUCCCUAAGCA